Folsomia candida is the source of this 1685-nucleotide messenger RNA. Its product is annotated as putative serine protease K12H4.7. Gene Ontology annotation, molecular function: serine-type exopeptidase activity; dipeptidyl-peptidase activity. The transcript is spliced from 8 exons. Gene Ontology annotation, biological process: proteolysis. The coding region runs from base 59 to 1579 and encodes 506 amino acids. NCBI's taxonomy places the organism in Eukaryota, Metazoa, Arthropoda, Collembola, Entomobryomorpha, Isotomidae. The record is from RefSeq and is a predicted model, not a curated record.
UAUUGCAUCCCGAUACAGCUCUUGAUUUGGUUAAAAAAAGGAAAGCCUCUCUUUAAACAUGCAUAAAAUUGCUACAAUAUUUCUUAUUACAGUGUCAAUAAGCAUCAUAGAAGGAAUAGGUAUUACACGUGGUCGAUUAAUUCAUGGAAAAUAUUUCGGUCCUGUAAAUGAAACUUCUACGCUUCCAAAGGGGAUUAAUGACGAGAGAAUUGAAAUUGGGUGGAUUUCUCAGCCGCUUGAUCAUUUUAAUAAACACGAUAAUCGAACGUGGAAUCAGAAAUUUGCAACAAAUAAUACUUUCUUCCGAGCUGGCGGACCAGCUUGCAUCGUCAUAGGCGGUGAAAGUCCUAUGGAUCCGAGGUGGAUCGUAUUUGGACAAAUGGUCAACUAUUGUCAGCAAUUGAAUGGAGUAAUUUACAUGCUUGAACAUCGAUUUUAUGGAGAAUCAACACCAACACCAGACGCAACGGUAGAAAGCUUGAAGUAUUUGACGGUAGGCCAAGCUCUCGAAGAUUUAGCGAAAUUCAUUAAAUAUGUGAAAUCUAAUGAAAUCCAUGAGGUAAUUCUAUUUGGUGGCUCUUAUGCUGGAACUCUUGCGGCAUACUUUAGACAAAAGUUUCCAAACUUCUCGCACAUUUCCUUAGCCAGUUCGGGUCCAAUUCAAUGGAAAUACGAUUUUAAAGAGUACAUGGAAGUCGUUGGGACUGUGCUGAAACAGUACGGAAGUUGUUACGAUAUUGUAAAAUCUGGGAUGGAAGAAAUGGAAAACAUAAUUUCAUCGGCCAAGAAUGAAAGUAAACCUGUCAACGACUUUCUAAGUCCUUUAACGUUAUGUGAAGAUCUUUAUGCUAAAAACACAAGGGAUGUCAGCAACUUUUAUGCUUCCAUAUCAUCAGUUUUCUCAUACUACGUGCAAUACAAUGUUGACCAUUCUGCACAACUUUCAGUUAGAGAGAUUUGUGAAUAUGCCACGAACGCUAGGUCAAAUAGGUCACAAUCCAAUUUUCAAAUCCUUGCAAACCUAAUAAAUUUGAUGAACAAAAAUAUGGACGAGGAAUGUAUCGAAGUUUCGAACGACGAUUUCUGCAACUUUAUAAGCCAAACGAGUUGGGAAGAUGAUGCUGUAAAAUAUGGAGCUAGAGUGUGGAACUGGCAAGUUUGCAAUGAAUUGGGAGCAUUUCAAACCACCAAUUCAAACAAACAACCCUUUGUAGGAGUUACCACUCAACUUUAUGUGAACCAAUGUCAAUGCGCUUUUGGGAAAAAGUUCACAGAAAAAUAUAUUCAAAAUGCUGUACGGGGACAUAAUCUGAUAUACGGAGAAUUCAAAGUUCCACGCUAUCGUGUAAUUUACACGAAUGGUGUAAAUGACCCAUGGAGUAAAUUGGGAGUCCUUAGUCUCCAACAAAUCCAUCAGAUAAGCACAACGACAAGUUCGCCCAAUGGGAAUUGCGUCAUUCUCAUUAAAGGCGCAUCUCAUUGCAACGACAUACAACCCGACCAACCAUACGAUACCCCCGACCUUCAACAAGCAAGAAUUGAAACGCUUACUUGCAUAAAGAACUGGAUGAAGAAUUGAUGGAAAUCUUUAUUACUCAUUGUUUCAAAUAUAACUGGCCAUCGAACAAUUAAUAAUAAUAAGUUUUGGUACUCAAGAAUAAUAAAAUCCAUUCGUAUUAAAAUAA